UAGAAUCCAUAAUGAAUUUCGAAGAAUAAAUGAAUCUAUUGAAUGGAAAUUGCAUGUGGUAAAGUUCCUUUCUGUUCAAUAUGCUAUUAUAACAAUAAUAAAUUUAAUACAGUACAAUUUAUCAAUAGUCUAUUAGUGAUUUCUUAAGGGUAUUGUGUUCAGAGAAUGGAUUUAAGGGAAGAAAACACCAAAACUUAGGAUGAUUCAAAUAAUGAUGGGAAAUUAUAGAAGCAGGACUAGCUCACAAAAAAUUCAAAAUAACCUCUAAUAGGAACAGACAUAGAUUAAGGAAAAGUUCAUUUAGAAGAUGAGGAUAGUUCAAGUAGAGUAAAUGGUAUAAAUUUAUUUGAUAAUUUCAUAGGUCAUUGGAGUAAGUCUGAGCAUCAAUUGUAUCUUCAUUUUGUUAAUGAACAUCAAGAUAUUUUGAGGUCUAAAUAUGAUAAGAAAUCAAAAAAAAUCUUUAAAAUGAUGAGCCAAUACAUUAUUACAAGAACAGCCACUUAAUGUAGAUCACAUCAUUAAAAGUUUAAUCCACUUUAAAAAAGUAAGAGAAAAGGAAAAGGCUUUGUACGACCCAUCCCAUCUGUUAUUAUUUAAGAAAAUUGA
Molecule: messenger RNA, 606 nt
Organism: Paramecium sonneborni
Lineage: Eukaryota; Ciliophora; Oligohymenophorea; Peniculida; Parameciidae
Source: the annotation of a GenBank genome assembly